CCCCCUCCACCCCCAAAUCCACCAAUCCCGCACGCAAAUCCUCUUCCAUCGCUUCCUCCUCCAGAUUCCAACUCCUCCGAGCGGUUGCGGCGAGCGAAGGUUUCUGUUCGGCGAUGUCGGGGCGCGGCAAGGGCGGCAAGGGGCUGGGCAAGGGCGGCGCCAAGCGCCAUCGCAAGGUGCUCCGCGACAACAUCCAGGGCAUCACCAAGCCGGCCAUCCGGAGGCUGGCCAGGAGGGGCGGCGUCAAGCGCAUCUCCGGGCUCAUCUACGAGGAGACCCGCGGCGUGCUCAAGAUCUUCCUCGAGAACGUCAUCCGCGACGCCGUCACGUACACCGAGCACGCGCGCCGCAAGACCGUCACCGCCAUGGACGUCGUCUACGCGCUCAAGCGCCAGGGCCGCACCCUCUACGGCUUCGGCGGCUAGAUCGGUUCCCCCUUCUGGUGGUGAAGGCGCACUACAUGUGUUGGGGGUGUGUGUGUUCUGGUCUAGUGUAGUCAGUACUAUCUGUAUCGAUGCUGUGUCGUGGUGGUUGUACUCUACUCUUCGAGUAGGUGUUCGAGUUUCUAGUCCG
Panicum hallii is the source of this 573-nucleotide messenger RNA. RefSeq names its product histone H4. Gene Ontology annotation, cellular component: nucleosome. The transcript has a single exon. Lineage: Eukaryota; Viridiplantae; Streptophyta; Magnoliopsida; Poales; Poaceae. The record is from RefSeq and is a predicted model, not a curated record. Gene Ontology annotation, biological process: nucleosome assembly. Gene Ontology annotation, molecular function: DNA binding; structural constituent of chromatin; protein heterodimerization activity. The coding region runs from base 114 to 425 and encodes 103 amino acids.